UCCGGUGGUGGUGCGCCUUCGGGGAAGUUGGGUAUGUGUAAUCUUGGUUCUGGUGGAGACCAUCGGGUGCCAUCGGGCUCCAUCCGCCGCCAUCGGCGCAAGGCCACGCCACAGACGGCACGGGGCCAUUGCCUGGUACUGUGGGCACGCCGUCCGGCCGGAGUUCGGGCCCUGACUCGCUUUCCUCCCUAGGCCCGUAGGCAGCAGCCAUGGCGCCCAGCCGAAAUGGCAUGAUUCUAAAGCCCCACUUCCACAAGGACUGGCAGCGACGCGUUGCCACGUGGUUUAACCAGCCGGCGCGGAAGAUCCGCAGACGCAAGGCCCGGCAAGCCAAAGCACGCCGUAUCGCCCCGCGUCCAGCGUCCGGACCUAUCCGGCCCAUAGUGAGAUGCCCCACGGUGAGGUACCACACCAAAGUGCGAGCCGGCAGGGGCUUCAGCUUGGAGGAGCUAAAGGCCGCGGGCAUCCACAAAAAGGUGGCCCGGACCAUUGGCAUUUCAGUGGAUCCCAGGAGGCGGAACAAGUCCACCGAGUCCCUGCAGGCCAACGUGCAGCGGCUGAAGGAAUACCGCUCCAAGCUCAUCCUCUUCCCCAGGAAGCCCUCGGCCCCCAAGAAGGGAGACAGCUCUGAAAAAGACCUCAAGUUGGCCACCCAACUGACAGGACCAGUCAUGCCCAUACGGAAUGUCUACAAGAAGGAGAAAGCCAGGGUCAUCACAGAGGAGGAGAAGAACUUCAAGGCCUUUGCCAGUCUUCGCAUGGCCCGCGCCAAUGCUCGGCUCUUUGGCAUCCGAGCAAAAAGAGCCAAGGAAGCUGCAGAACAGGAUGUCGAAAAGAAAAAAUAAAGCACUGUUGGCAACUUGUGAUAAA
Molecule: messenger RNA, 870 nt
Organism: Phyllostomus discolor (pale spear-nosed bat)
Lineage: Eukaryota; Metazoa; Chordata; Mammalia; Chiroptera; Phyllostomidae
Gene: RPL13
Product: ribosomal protein L13
Exons: 5
Coding region: 210-845 (211 amino acids)
Biological process (GO): translation
Cellular component (GO): ribosome; cytosolic large ribosomal subunit
Molecular function (GO): RNA binding; structural constituent of ribosome
Source: RefSeq, a predicted model, not a curated record